Molecule: messenger RNA, 901 nt
Organism: Setaria italica (foxtail millet)
Lineage: Eukaryota; Viridiplantae; Streptophyta; Magnoliopsida; Poales; Poaceae
Product: cytochrome c oxidase assembly protein COX19
Exons: 5
Coding region: 390-710 (106 amino acids)
Source: RefSeq, a predicted model, not a curated record
ACCAGACACCAGCCCAGCCCAUCACACCUCCACUGAACGCGGCUCCCUCCCAACCCUCACGGUGGCAGCAGCACCGAGCGCGAGCGGCGACGGCCGACGGCGUCGAGGCGUGGGGGGCGGCUUUGCCGUCGCGCAUCAGCCUCACGCUCAGCCACGCGACGCGUGGGCGUGACGGCACGGGAGUAUCGCGGAGUUGGGCGGGGAGCGGCCUCCCCUCCCUACGGGCGGAGAGACCCUCGCUGCCGCGCCGCCGCGCAUUCUCACAGUCACAGGCCCCAGGCGCUGCCGUGAGUUUCAAGCAUUGGCCACACGAUUGCUAGACAUUCGACCUUAUUCUUGGAAGCCUUUGCUCCUGACUGCUCCUGAUCGAAAGACUAACUUUUUGACAAAUGAGUGCCGGUGGUGCUUUUGGUGGAAAUAGAGGGGUCAGGCCUGUACCUCCUGAAAAAGGUGUAUUCCCAUUGGAUCACUUACAUGAGUGUGACUUGGAGAAGAAAGAUUAUCUUGCCUGCCUGAAAUCUACAGGAUUUCAGUCUGAAAAAUGUCGACAGUUCUCAAAGAAGUAUCUGGAAUGUCGGAUGGAGAGAAACUUGAUGGCGAAGCAAGACAUGUCAGAGCUUGGGUUCAGAAAUCUGGAUGAAGUGGAUACAGCUCCUGACGAUAGCGGCAAACUGGAGAGCCCUCCUAAUGAAUUCAAGAAGAAAACCUAGCUGUUUGAUUUUGAUGUAGCUUCUGUAUGUUUUUGAUGCAAGUUGUUCAUCCAGGAGAUUUGUCGAGAUUUGAGAGCAAAGAAAGGUUUAAUAAAAGAAAAAUUGAUAGCAAGUUUGUAACCAAUGCUGAAACUUAUCUAUUUGCUGCUUUGACGUACGUUCCUGAGAAUAUAUGAUCGGGCUGCAGAUUA